AUGGCAGGUAGUAAUGCAAUCAUUUUUCAUUCAUGCUUCAUCAUCGCGUCUAUUCUCUGCAAUUAUCUUGUAGGGCUAUUGGCUACAGGUUCCGGCAGCGGUGGGUUUACCGUUGAGUUAAUCCGACGAGACUCUCUAAAAUCUCCCUUCGGCAAUGCCAAUACAGAGCGCUUGGACACAUUUUUUCCGCGUCGAUUGGAGGGAGUCAAUUCUAACACCCCCCAAACAAUAGUAAAAGCAUACAAAGGCCAGCAUAUCAUGAAGCUCUCCAUCGGAACACCGCCGGUAGACAUCUACAACAUUGCCGAUACCGGCAGCGACCUUUUUUGGACACAAUGUUUACCUUGCGAAGGCUGCUACAAGCAAAUUUAUCCCAUGUUUAAUCCUCAAAAGUCCUCAACAUAUAGCGACAUUUCUUGCCAAUCCGACCAGUGCCAUGAAUUAAACACCAAAUGUAGUCCUAAAAAUCUUUGCGAAUAUGUUUAUGGGUAUGGAGACAGCUCCACAACCCGAGGUUUUCUGGCCAAAGAAACUGUCGCCUUGACUUCCACGACAGGGGAAAAAGUUUCCGCCAACGUUGUUUUUGGGUGUGGUCACAACAACACCGGCACUUUCAACGACCAUGAGAUGGGAAUCAUAGGCUUAGGAGGAGGGGUUAUGUCGUUUACUUCUCAAAUGGGCGCCGCCUUGGGCAGCAGGAAGUUCUCCCAUUGCCUUUCGCCGUUCGGCACCGACCCCAACAUUCCGAGCAAGAUAAGUUUCGGCAGCGGCAGCGAAGUUUUGGGCGACGGUGUCGUUUCAACACCUUUGAUACAAAGAGGAGACACGACUUCAUAUUUUGUGACGCUAAAAGGAAUUAGCGUAGGAGAUAAAUAUUUGUCGUACGAUCCUUCGGAUGCAGUUUCCGAGGGAAACGUGUUUCUGGAUUCCGGAGCUCCGCCGAUGCUUAUGCCGGAAGAUCUUCACAACCGCUUGGAGGCAGAGGUGAAGAAGCAAAUUCCGUUGGCUCCGGUUGUGGAUGACCCAGAGUUGGGGACGCAGCUUUGCUAUAAAAGUGCAAAGAAUCUCGACGGACCAAUAUUGACCCUCCAUUUUGAGGGCGCCGACGUGAAGCUACCGCCGAGCAAUUUCUUCAUUCCGCCGCCCAAACAGGGGUUUUUCUGCCUUGCGGUGCAGAAUUUUGGGCCUGCUGAGAGUGGUUUUGGAAUCAUUGGAAACUUUGCUCAAUCAAAUUACUUGAUCGGGUAUGAUAUGGAAAAAAUGAUGCUCUCGUUCAAGCAGACCGAUUGCACCAAAAACUAAAGUUUUUGUAAGUUUCACGUGACAUUUAGUACGUAGAUCAAUAAAAUUAAGCCACCUUU
This is a messenger RNA of Corylus avellana, 1361 nucleotides long. The record is from RefSeq and is a predicted model, not a curated record. NCBI's taxonomy places the organism in Eukaryota, Viridiplantae, Streptophyta, Magnoliopsida, Fagales, Betulaceae.